Cygnus atratus (black swan) is the source of this 2044-nucleotide messenger RNA. RefSeq names its product neurexophilin 1 (gene NXPH1). The transcript is spliced from 2 exons. The record is from RefSeq and is a predicted model, not a curated record. The coding region runs from base 47 to 838 and encodes 263 amino acids. Lineage: Eukaryota; Metazoa; Chordata; Aves; Anseriformes; Anatidae. Gene Ontology annotation, molecular function: signaling receptor binding.
UACUAGAUACAGACAAGGCAAAUCAGUAGUUAAUCUGUAAAGGAGCAUGAGUGUGACUCCUCUUGCAUUAAUUGAGGUUACCUGUGCAAAUUUAACAAACGGAGGAAAAACAGAACUUCUAAAAUCAGGAAGCUCCAAAUCCACACUAAAGCACAUAUGGACAGAAAGUAACAAAGACUUGUCCAUCAGCCGACUGCUGUCACAGACUUUUCGUGGAAAGGAAAAUGAUACAGAUUUGGACCUGCGAUAUGAUGCCCCAGAAACUUAUUCUGAACAAGAUCUCUGGGACUGGCUGAGGAACUCCACAGACCUGCAAGAGCCUCGGCCCAGAGCAAAGAGACGGCCCAUUGUCAAGACUGGGAAAUUUAAGAAAAUGUUUGGCUGGGGCGAUUUUCAUUCCAACAUCAAGACUGUGAAGCUAAAUCUGUUAAUAACGGGGAAAAUUGUUGACCAUGGCAAUGGGACGUUUAGCGUUUACUUCAGGCAUAACUCCACUGGUCAAGGGAAUGUAUCUGUGAGCCUAGUGCCCCCUACAAAAAUAGUGGAAUUUGACUUGGCACAACAGACAGUGAUUGAUGCCAAAGAUUCCAAGUCCUUUAACUGUCGAAUUGAGUACGAAAAGGUUGACAAGGCUACCAAGAACACACUCUGCAACUAUGACCCUUCAAAAACCUGUUAUCAGGAGCAGACCCAGAGCCAUGUGUCAUGGCUCUGCUCCAAGCCCUUUAAAGUAAUCUGUAUUUACAUUUCCUUUUAUAGUACAGAUUAUAAACUAGUACAGAAGGUGUGUCCUGAUUACAACUACCACAGUGACACACCCUACUUCCCUUCAGGGUGAGGAUGAACACGUGUCUGAGACUGAAGCCUGAGGAAUAAAAGAGGUCAUAUGACAGGGCUGUAACCUCAAGGAGGAGGGCCACAUCUAUUGCCUGGAAUGUGUCUACCUGCUGCUGAUGAUGUCAAAUGGCUGCAAAUAUGUUAGUGGAAAACAAUCUAAUGUAAUUUUUACCCAGUCAGCUCCAUGUAUCAAUCUAGUUGUAAAUUACUAUGGAUUUAAAAUAAAACCAUACACGUACACAGAGACACACACUCUUUUCAGCUCACAUCUAUUGAGAUUCCUGUUAAGGGAGAUUUCAUUGUCUGAUAUCUAAGGUUUCAAGAUAACCUGUCAUCAAGCAAAAUGGAUUAACUAGACAGAGAAUGGUUUCUAACACAGACUGUUAUGGAAAUCUCUUUGAAAGUCCUUUGAAUACAUGCCAAUCAAUAAUCCCCACUCACGCAUUCUACUGCUCAGAGUAGCUGUACUGGUAAAUAAUACUGUAGGAGUAAAUACUUGUUAAAAUGGGAGAAAUGUGUGUCUAGCGUUCAGUAUUCCUUAUUAUAUGAACACAACAAAACAUCGUGACUUUUUUCCAGCAUACAGUAGGCACAUUCGAGGUGGCGUUACGUGGCUCUUUUUCCAUGGAACGAGCCUGUUACUAGUAAAGAUGGGCAAACAUUUGGAAUUUACAUGUGGGCAGACAUUCUGGUUUCAUGUUUCUCUGACUCUUUAUGCUCUGAUUCUUUAAACCUGGUUGAGUUUAGGCAAGCUAAGCUGUUUUAAAACCCUUCAACUGAUCUCUAGGAAGGAAGAUGCCUGGAGGAGAACAUGUAAGUUAUAAGUGGCUGUCUUAUCUUUAUUACAAAAUAUUGUAACAAAUUCAAUAUCCUAGUCUUCAUUUGUAUGAAUGGUUUGUAUUGUACAUAAUUUAACCAGUGUUAUUUGAGCUGCUUAUUAAUAUUAACUUGUAAUUGUCUCUCUGCUUGUUAUUGGUUAAAAACAAUCAAGGAAAUGAGGAAUCCAUUUUAUCAAUGUAGCUGUAAACUCCAUUAAAAGACAGAACUAUGUACAAAGCAUUUAUUCAGCUAAAGUAUUGUUGAAAGCUAUACAUAUACAACAUUACAGUCUGUCUGUAUUUAGAUAUUUUAUUUCCAGACAAAACAAAACAAAACAAAACAAAAAAACCUGUACAUAAAAAUAAAACAUCUUAAAGUUGAGUUUCAA